UUCGGCUUAAAAGGGAGAUUUUUAGCGGUCAAUAGCAGAGAAGACAAGUUUAAGAAAAAAGAAAAACACGCAAGAUUUUGCUUUUCAUUCUUUUCACUGUGGAACUUUUUUCUUGGCAGAAAUUAAUUCUCAAGGAUUAUUGCUGGAUUCCUAAAAAUUUUGCGGAAUUUCAUAACCUUGGAUCCACUGUUUCAGUCAGACAGCAGGCUGGUGUUUCACCAUGAAGCUGACAGGAAUAUUUUUGCUGUUGAUGCUUUGGAGCUGUGACAGUACCAGAGUCGCAGAGAGCCGAGACGACAAUAGCGUUUAUGACUUGUUUGAGCUCAUCCAAGUCCCCAGUACGAACCGCGGGGUCACACAGGUGAAAGGAGACGACCCGUACAGCCCCGCCUACAAGAUCUUCAACCCGGACCUGAUCCCCCAGGUCCCCGAGAGCGCCUUUAGGGACCUAAUCGAUUCCAUCCAUGCUGAGAGAGGCUUCCUCCUCCUGCUCAACUUCAAGCAGUCCAAACGGACCAGGGGAAGCCUCCUGACCGUGGAGAAGCAGGACGGCUCUGGGCCAGUGUUUGAAAUCGUCUCUAACGGCAAAGCAAACACACUGGACAUAGUUUUCUCCACCGAGAACAAGCAGCAGGUGGUUUCCAUCGAAGAUGUGGAUCUGGCGACAGGUCACUGGAAGAACAUCACGCUGUUCGUGCAGGAGGACCGGGCGCAGCUGUACGCGGGAUGCGACGAGGUGAACACUGCCGAGCUGGAAGCGCCAAUUCAGAGCAUCCUGACGCAGGAGACUCCGGCCAGCGCGCGCCUCAGGGUUGGCAAGGGAGCCGUGAAGGACAGGUUCAUGGGGGUCCUACAAAACGUGCGAUUUGUGUUUGGAACAACACUGGACGCCAUCCUCCGCAACAAAGGAUGCCAAAGCUCUGUUACAACUGACACCAUGAUCCUGAAGAACCUCAAUGGGUCCUCAGCCAUCAGAACAGAGUACACUGGACAUAAGACUAAAGACCUGCAGAUGGUUUGCGGCUUCUCCUGUGAGGACCUGGUCAGCAUGUUUAAGGAGCUGAAGGGCCUCGGUGUGGUGGUCAAGGAGCUGUCCAAUGAACUCCGCCAGCUGACAGAUGAGAACAAGCUGAUUAAAAAUCGCAUUGGCAUUCACAGUGGCGUCUGCAUCCACAAUGGGAUUGUGCGCAAGAACAGAGAUGAGUGGACCGUCGAUGACUGCACUGAGUGCACUUGUCAGAACUCUGCUACCGUGUGCCGCAAGAUCUCCUGCCCCCUGAUCCCCUGUGCUAAUGCUACUGUUCCUGAUGGAGAGUGCUGCCCACGCUGUGGAACACCGAGUGACUAUGCAGAGGACGGCUGGUCGCCGUGGUCUGAAUGGACCCAUUGUUCCGUGUCAUGUGGGCGGGGCAUCCAGCAGCGUGGGCGCUCUUGUGACCGUAUCAAUAACAACUGCGAGGGCACCUCUGUCCAGACCCGCGACUGCUACCUCCAGGAGUGUGACAAGCGCUUUAAGCAGGAUGGCAGCUGGAGCCAUUGGUCACCCUGGUCAUCGUGCUCCGUCACCUGUGGUGCUGGUGUCAUCACCCGUAUCCGUCUAUGUAACUCUCCUACCCCUCAGCUUGGAGGCAAGGACUGUGAGGGAGAGGGCCGGCAAACCGAGAAGUGUCAGAAGUCUGCAUGUCCCAUCAAUGGCAACUGGGGGCCCUGGUCACCCUGGGACACAUGCACUGUCACCUGUGGAGGUGGUGGCCAGACUCGUAAACGCCUGUGCAAUGAUCCUGCACCAAAAUAUGGUGGCAAAGAGUGUGUUGGUGAUGCCAAAGAGACUCAGAAGUGCAACAAGAAGGCCUGUCCCAUUGAUGGAUGCUUGUCCAACCCCUGCUUUGCUGGAGCCAAGUGCACCAGUUUCCCUGAUGGUUCCUGGAAGUGUGGAAAGUGCCCAGGUGGCUAUACCGGCAAUGGUAUCAAGUGUAAAGAUAUUGAUGAGUGCAAGGAGGUCCCAGAUGCUUGCUUUGAGUUUAAUGGUGUGCACCGCUGUGAGAAUACAGAUCCUGGCUACAACUGUUUGCCCUGCCCUCCUCGCUACUCAGGACUCCAGCCGUUUGGCCGAGGUGUGGAGCAGGCUGCUGCUAAUAAACAGGUGUGCACACCCCGUAAUCCCUGCCUUGAUGGCAGCCAUGACUGCAACAAAAAUGCCCGCUGCAACUACCUUGGACACUUUGCUGAUCCCAUGUUCCGCUGUGAGUGCAAGCCUGGUUACGCUGGCAAUGGCCGUAUCUGUGGAGAGGACACAGACCUGGAUGGAUGGCCCAAUGCUGACUUGGUCUGUGUGGAGAACGCCACCUACCACUGCAAAAAGGACAACUGUCCCAACCUGCCUAACUCAGGACAGGAAGAUUAUGAUAAGGAUGGCAUUGGAGAUGCUUGUGACAAUGAUGAUGACAACGAUGGCAUUCCUGAUGACAGGGACAACUGUCCAUUCGUGUACAAUCCCAGGCAGUAUGACUAUGACCGUGAUGAUGUGGGUGACCGGUGUGACAACUGCCCCUACAAUAGUAACCCAGACCAGACAGACACAGACAACAAUGGCGAGGGAGAUGCAUGUGCUGUGGACAUCGAUGGAGAUGGAAUACUGAACGAGAAAGACAACUGUCCCUAUGUAUACAAUGUUGACCAGAGAGACACAGAUCUGGAUGGAGUGGGAGAUAUGUGUGAUAACUGCCCUCUGGAACAUAAUCCUGAUCAGGUGGAUUCAGAUGAUGACCGUGUGGGAGACAAGUGUGACAGCAACCAAGACAUUGAUGAGGACGGACACCAGAACAACCUGGAUAACUGCCCAUACAUCCCCAACGCCAACCAGGCUGACCAUGACAAGGACGGCAAGGGAGAUGCCUGUGACCAUGAUGAUGACAACGAUGGCAUCCCUGAUGACAAAGACAACUGCAGACUGGCCUUCAAUCCUGAUCAGGUGGACUCAGAUGGUGAUGGUCGUGGAGAUGCUUGCAAAGAUGAUUUUGAUCAAGACAAUGUUCCUGACAUCUAUGAUGUGUGUCCUGAGAACUUUGACAUCAGUGAGACAGACUUCCGCAAGUUCCAGAUGGUUCCGCUGGAUCCAAAAGGCACCUCCCAGAUUGAUCCUAACUGGGUUGUCCGCCAUCAGGGCAAGGAGUUGGUUCAGACUGUCAACUGCGACCCUGGCAUUGCUGUUGGUUACCAUGAGUUCAAUUCAGUGGACUUCAGUGGGACUUUCUUCAUCAACACAGAGAGGGAUGAUGAUUAUGCUGGCUUUGUGUUUGGCUACCAGUCCAGUUCCAGAUUCUAUGUGGUGAUGUGGAAGCAGAUCACGCAGACCUACUGGUCAAAUAAACCCACCAAAGCCCAGGGCUACUCUGGCCUGUCUAUUAAAGUGGUUAACUCCACUACCGGCCCAGGAGAACACCUCAGGAAUGCCCUCUGGCACACAGGCAAUACCCCAGGACAGGUCCGCACUCUCUGGCAUGACCCUAAGAAUGUUGGAUGGAAAGAUUUUACUGCCUAUAGAUGGCAUCUGAUCCAUAGGCCGAGAACAGGACAUAUUCGAGUUGUGAUGUACGAAGGUAAGAAGAUCAUGGCCGAUUCUGGUAGCAUCUAUGACAAGACAUAUGCAGGUGGCCGACUAGGUCUUUUUGUCUUCUCUCAAGAGAUGGUAUACUUCUCAGACCUCAAGUAUGAAUGCAGAGAUGCAUGAACGGCGCAGCGCAGGAAGCUCUGACGAAUGCACCUUUUUUGUAUAAAGUAUGAACUUAUAUAUUCCCAUGCAAAGUCCAGGGACCGAUCUACGCAACUCUUUCUUCUGUGGCACGCACACUCAGGCAGAGCGAAGGGUAUGUGGUCUGCCUCAGGGUAACUUUAAGCUGUUUGGGCAGAGCACCAACCAGCUGACUGCCAGUUGAGGAUCAGAGAGCCCCUGCUCUACCACCUUAGCAUCCGUGAGACCAGGGAAAGCUGGAGAAAAAAAUAUAAGAAUCCCUUUGGCUUUGCCCUUAGGACACCAGCUCCUUUCUAUGCCAGCGCUAACUGCUAUGCUACUCUCUGAAAGACCUCAUUCAUCUCUGUGCGGGAACGGCUCCUCAUAGAUAACUAUGCACUUCCAAGCCUUUACAUCUCUCUCUGUCUUUCUGUCUCACUUCUUCAGCCUGUGUGCCUUUCUACCUUACUUUCUGGAUGGACAUCCCAAAGAAAAAAACUGAAUAUUCCUUUUACUUUACAAGACCAAACCAGGAUGUAGAUUCUGAAUGAUACAACUUUUGAGGACUCAAAGGAUGAAGACAGCAUUAUUAUUAUUUUGGAAUUUGUGUUGUUGCAGCUUAAGAAAAGUGUUGGAAGUUAGAAAUAACGAGAACAUGAUGUUGUAUGUUUGCGUUCAUACAUGUACUGUGUGAAAGACUGGAGAUGAAUGGAACAAGAAAGUUCUUUUACCUAUCUAAGAAUCUGCAGAGAAGUACUGUGCAGAAGAGAAUGGCAAAUUGUGUUAGCAAUCUUUUUCAUACAAGUAUCAGAAAUUUUGCUGAUGUUGUCUGGUUAUCUAAACAACUCUCAGGACUAGAUGGAAGUAGUGAUCUUCCCACAUUAAACCAGUAAGAAAAAAUAUGAUGAAUCUGUUUCACAAAAAAUGGCUUGAGCCAGUUCUCCCACCAAAAUACUUCCAAUCUCACAUCUAAAACUGAGUCAUUGAAGAGAUUAAUCUCUCUCAGUUUCUGAGGAUUUUAAUAUAAAAGGAUGUAAAUACAUGUACUUUAUUGACUGUUGCCUACAAUGUAGACAGCAAACACAUUUUGAAUACUUUGAAAAAGUAAAUAAAAUCCUUCCAGUUCCAGUGGCUAUAUUACAGUGAAAACUGAUCUAAAAUCAGAUAAAGUCAAUUGUCAGGUACAGGAUGCAUGCUCUUGUUAUUGUCUCUCAUCUCCCACUGUACAAACUGAUAGGUAUUCUUCAGAUAGGGCUGCUUAGUAUGAAGUGUAUGUGACUUGUGUGCCUUUUCUUCAGAGAGAGAUGAAAAACAAAGGAAAUCUUUGAUGUACAAUUAUUACCUCAUUUCUGUUGUAUAAUUUGAUCAAACAAAAACACAAUCUAAGUACUUUUUCAUAUACCUUUGAAAAGAUGGACAUCUUAGUGCUACUGUAGCAUGAGCUGUAAAUACUAGGACAUUUCAUAUCUACAAAUGCAGCAGAGCUCCCAGUCCUAUGAUCUAUGCCAGUAAAAAUGACAAUAAAAUGGGAGACUUCUUUUUUAUAAUUUUGGUUUAUCAUGUUUGUCCAAUGCGGUUUUAGCAGAUAAAUUAUUGUUCUGUUUGUCUUAGCUGUUUGUGGGAUGUUGAUUUAUGUGUGUGUGCGUGCACGCGUGUGUGUGUUUGUGUGUGUGUGUGUGUGUGUGUGUGCGCGUGUGUGUGUGUGUGUGUGUGUGCGUGCAUGUAAGUAGAAAAAUGCUAUUUAAAUAAUUUAUCAGGAUCUGUUGCCUUACAAAAGGCCACAUGUCCAUCUGUAUAAACGGUUUGCACACUGACGUGAGGAUGUUCUGUUCUUUAUCGUUUUUACCUUUUUUUUUUGUUAAUGUGUAUCAAUGUUACCAUUAUUUUUUUACAAUUAGUUUGGCUUGUCUGUAAACAUUUUCUUAGUUGUACAAAGCAAAAUACAGUUUUUAUUCAUAGCGACUAUUUUGUUACAUACUUUAAGACAAUAAAUAGUUGUUAAAAUUCUCAAAUCUUUCUGUGCUUUUGUUUGACAGUGGAGCGAUGUUGCUUUUUUGUAUCAAAGUCCAGCAGUCAUGAAGUCUAGAAUAUGUUCUAAUGACGUAGAGAUACAGUCAUAAUUUACAAAUACAAACUGGCGGUUGACUCAGAAGACUUUGUGGGACUCCUCUCACUAGAAUACAUCACAAAGGCCCCAGUUUUGAUUGGGUUUACUGUAGCUUCAAAACUCAGCAGCUGGAGUGGUGGCCCACUUUCCCUGAAGCUCAAACAGACUUAUACUCUCAGGUUCUUCUCUCUGCAUGGAUACAAACAUGGUCUCUAUGAUGAAGGGCACAUGAGGAAUGUGACACGGACAUCUGCUCCUAAGCUUGGUGUGCAUGGCCUCCCUGCGAUCUGCAAAUAUUAGGUUGACACAAACCUUGACAUUGACUGAAAGGCCAUAGACAGGGACUAGAAUAAUCAUGUGAUGGACAAAAUAGAUCUCUUCUAUCACUAUAGGUGAUAUGAAUAUCACUUUGACACACGACACAGUCUGAGCAAACUCUGAAUGUCACAAGUUUGGUAAAUGUGUCAACUUCAUUACAUGGUUUUUUGGAUAUUCUGUUAUUUUGGUCAUUUCUGGACUAUCACAAUUUAUCCAUCUGUCACUGCUCUAAUGUUUCCGUACUGGAUGGCCUACAGAUCAGUUGAAGGAGACAUAAUGGGUCCAAAAAUGUAGAAAAAUAUCUGAAAUGGGCUUCUACCUGAACUAGAUGUGUAUACAAGAAGUAAAAUUACAUAAAACAAUGACCCAGUUUGAAAAGGAACGUAAUCCAAGCAAACUCCACGACCCAAUCUAAAAUGCAGUCAAAUAGAACAGACCCAAGACAGAGACGAUCGACAAAACUUGUAACAUCUCAUGUCUGACCAAUCAAAGUCCUUCUCUAGUCACUGAUUAAACCCCUAAAAACCACCUCUGUGUUUCAGAGUUGCAUAUUUAGAAUUUUUUUUCUUCCAUGAAAACAAUCCCUUCCUACUGUAAAGUGGCUUAGAUGUAACUGUAACCUGUUGCUUUAUCUAGAAUGGACAGAUCUAUGUUACAUCUCUAUGAUUGCUCCAAUUUUAUGGAACAAAUUGCCCUUGCACCUUAGACAGGCCCCUUCCCUGUCCAUUUUUAAGACCUAUCUUAAAACAUACUUUUAUUCCCUGGCUUUCCAUCCAGCAUGAGACACUGAUUUUUUUUAUUUUUAGUGCCUUUAUUGUGUAUUUCAGAUUUUAUUUGUUUUUAGUGCCUUUUAUUUUGUGAUUCUACUAGUUUUUAGUGCUUUUAUUAUGUAUCUCUGAUUUUAUUUGUUUUUAGUGCUUUGAUUGUGUAUUUUUAUAUUUUAUUUGCUUUUAGUGCUGAUUUUAUUUGCCUUUGGCUUAAUUGGUGGUUGUUAAAAGUGCUAUACAAAUAAAGCAGGAUUGGAUUGGA
Molecule: messenger RNA, 7184 nt
Organism: Amphiprion ocellaris (clown anemonefish)
Lineage: Eukaryota; Metazoa; Chordata; Actinopteri; Pomacentridae
Gene: thbs1b
Product: thrombospondin 1b
Exons: 23
Coding region: 221-3730 (1169 amino acids)
Biological process (GO): cell adhesion; negative regulation of angiogenesis
Cellular component (GO): extracellular region
Molecular function (GO): calcium ion binding; protein binding
Source: RefSeq, a predicted model, not a curated record